AUGACUCUCCUUGAUUUCCCCACAAUCGAUUGCGUUCAACAACGCAUCAAACGAAAGUUGGAAGAUUUCAUCCAAGAAUACCGCUCCUCCUGCGACAUAGUCUCCGUCAGGAUGAAAAAACACGAUCCUAACCCCGACUCUCCUUCUUCCACUGCCGCCCUUAAUUCCUUCCCUGUGAAAAUCACCACUCAUCAUCCUCAUUUCCAACCUAGGGUUUCUUCCAGUUCCAUUUGUUCUUUCCCAAAUUUCACCCAAUUCUUUGUUCGGAUGAUCUCAGGGGGUAAAAUCCUAGUUCUCCAUGGAAACCCUAAAGAUAAAAUCAUGUCGAUCGACAAAAAUAUUCAAUCCGCCACUGGAAUUCCCAUAAUGGAGCAAACUUUAUUUUAUGGCGGGAAGCAACUUCACUGGGAGCAAACCUUGUCUCAGUGUGGCAUCACAUACGACUUCGGCUUGCAUUUGGUUGGUCAAAUGCGAAGCACGGGACAUCCGCAUGCUUAG
Messenger RNA from Lactuca saligna, 498 nucleotides. Lineage: Eukaryota; Viridiplantae; Streptophyta; Magnoliopsida; Asterales; Asteraceae. The record is from the annotation of a GenBank genome assembly.